Molecule: messenger RNA, 1365 nt
Organism: Dufourea novaeangliae
Lineage: Eukaryota; Metazoa; Arthropoda; Insecta; Hymenoptera; Halictidae
Product: alkylglycerol monooxygenase-like
Exons: 10
Coding region: 1-1365 (454 amino acids)
Biological process (GO): lipid biosynthetic process
Cellular component (GO): endoplasmic reticulum
Molecular function (GO): oxidoreductase activity; iron ion binding
Source: RefSeq, a predicted model, not a curated record
AUGAUUAAAACAGAAUCCAUCGAAUGGUGUCGGCAUAGUUCAAUGAACGUUUCGCAUGGCGAUUUCGUUGGACACUUGAAGAACGCAGGAAAACUUUGGUAUGUCGUUAACCCUUACAACUCGAUCUUCGAAUUUACGCAUGACGUUCCGGAUUACCAUCAGCAGGUAUGGUUCCCGUUCUUCAUUCUUAUCAUACUGGAGCAAGUUAUAUUGACCUCGAAGAAAAAGAAAUUUCGUUUAAACGAUCAAAUGACGUCGCUGUCUCAUUGGUUGUUUCAAGAGACUGGCCGCGUCUUCUUCCGCAGCGCUGAAUAUUAUCUGUACAUCGUAAUUCACGAGAAAUAUCACUGGUGGAAUUUGCCAUGGAACUCGGUGUGGACCUGGUGUUUAACCGCCGUCGGAGUGGAUUUUUGUUACUAUUGGGUUCACCGCAGUAACCACGAGGUGCACUUUUUAUGGGCUCACCAUCAAGUACAUCACAGCAGCGAGGAGUUCACACUCGCGGUUGGUCUUCGGCAGUCCGUUUUGCAACACUGGUGUAAUUUCAUGUUUUAUUUGCCCCUUGCGUUAAUUCUACCACCGUCGCAUUUCAUCGUUCACAACCAAUUUAAUUUAAUCUACCAACUGUGGAUCCAUACAACCGUCAUCGACGACCUCGGCCCGCUAGAAUUAAUAUUUAAUACGCCGAAACAUCAUCGUGUGCAUCAUGGCUGUAAUUUGUAUUGCUUGGACAAAAAUUACGGCGGCGUUCUCAUUAUAUGGGAUAAGUUGUUUGGUACGUUCAUGAAGGAAAAGAAAAAAGACGAAAUAAUUUAUGGCUUGGUUGUCAGUCCUCGAUCGUUUAAUCCCCUGUAUUUACAGGUAUUUUAUACGAUACAAUUGAUAACGAAAAGUGUACGCAUACCGUCCUUAGGAAAUAAAUUGGCUGUCGUUUGGAAAGGGCCCAGUUGGUUUCCAGGCAGUCCUCGUUUAGGUCUUGACGAAUAUAAAAUAAAUGUAACAUCUAGGAUUAAAUAUGACCCCGUCGUACCCACGUGGCAAAAUCUUUACAUAAUUGUACAUUUUUGCUUAGUUUUUUACAAUCAUCUUCACAUACACGAAACGGAGAAUCUAAAAACCGUAUCUACUGGAUUUACGAUUAUUAACGAUUUGUUUGCUCUUACUACGAUCGGAUUACUAUUUGAUAAAUCAAAGUAUGCUGGGACCAUAGAACUUAUCCGAUGCCUUACUUAUUUAUAUUUCUCAACGGUGUAUAAGUCAAUAAAUGUAUGCAUAUAUUAUGUAUACGUUGUAUCUUGUUGCAUUUGGAUAGCAUAUUUUCUUUGUGAAAUGAAAUCAAAGAUGACCACCGUAAGAACGAGAUAG